This is a messenger RNA of Arvicola amphibius (Eurasian water vole), 2826 nucleotides long. RefSeq names its product gamma-aminobutyric acid type B receptor subunit 2 (gene Gabbr2). Gene Ontology annotation, biological process: G protein-coupled receptor signaling pathway; gamma-aminobutyric acid signaling pathway. Lineage: Eukaryota; Metazoa; Chordata; Mammalia; Rodentia; Cricetidae. Gene Ontology annotation, cellular component: membrane; G protein-coupled receptor heterodimeric complex. Gene Ontology annotation, molecular function: G protein-coupled GABA receptor activity. The record is from RefSeq and is a predicted model, not a curated record.
AUGGCUUCCCCGCCGAGCUCCGGGCAGCCCCGGCCGCCGCCGCCGCCGCCGCCGCCCGCGCGCCUGCUGUUGCCCCUGCUGCUGUCACUGCUGCUGUCGUUGGCGCCCGGGGCCUGGGGCUGGGCGCGGGGCGCCCCCCGGCCGCCGCCCAGCAGCCCGCCGCUCUCCAUCAUGGGCCUCAUGCCGCUCACCAAGGAGGUGGCCAAGGGCAGCAUCGGGCGCGGCGUGCUCCCAGCCGUGGAGCUAGCCAUCGAGCAGAUCCGCAACGAGUCACUCCUGCGCCCCUACUUCCUGGACCUGCGACUCUAUGACACCGAGUGUGACAAUGCAAAGGGCCUGAAAGCCUUCUACGAUGCAAUAAAGUAUGGGCCGAACCAUUUGAUGGUGUUUGGAGGCGUCUGUCCAUCAGUCACAUCUAUUAUCGCCGAGUCCCUCCAAGGCUGGAAUCUGGUGCAGCUUUCCUUCGCCGCCACCACGCCUGUUCUUGCGGACAAGAAGAAGUACCCAUAUUUCUUCCGGACGGUGCCCUCUGACAACGCGGUGAACCCGGCCAUCCUGAAGCUGCUGAAGCACUUCCGAUGGCGGCGCGUGGGCACACUCACGCAGGACGUGCAGCGCUUCUCCGAGGUGAGGAAUGACCUGACCGGGGUUCUGUACGGGGAGGACAUCGAGAUCUCAGACACAGAGAGCUUCUCCAACGAUCCCUGCACCAGCGUCAAAAAGCUCAAGGGGAAUGACGUGCGGAUCAUCCUUGGCCAGUUUGACCAGAACAUGGCAGCGAAAGUCUUCUGUUGUGCCUUUGAGGAGAGCAUGUUCGGCAGCAAGUAUCAGUGGAUCAUCCCAGGCUGGUACGAGCCUGCGUGGUGGGAUCAGGUGCACGUGGAGGCCAACUCCUCCCGAUGCCUGCGCAGGAGCCUCCUGGCCGCCAUGGAGGGCUACAUCGGAGUGGACUUCGAGCCCCUGAGCUCCAAACAGAUCAAGACCAUCUCAGGGAAGACUCCACAGCAAUACGAAAGAGAAUACAACAGCAAGCGCUCAGGUGUGGGGCCCAGCAAGUUCCACGGGUAUGCCUAUGAUGGCAUCUGGGUCAUCGCCAAGACACUGCAGAGGGCCAUGGAGACCCUGCAUGCCAGCAGCAGGCACCAGCGGAUCCAGGACUUCAACUACACGGACCACACGCUGGGCAGGAUCAUCCUCAAUGCCAUGAAUGAAACAAACUUCUUCGGGGUCACGGGUCAAGUUGUGUUCCGGAACGGAGAGAGAAUGGGAACCAUUAAAUUUACUCAAUUUCAAGACAAGAAAGAGGUGAAGGUAGGCGAGUACAACGCAGUGGCUGACACGCUGGAGAUCAUCAACGACACCAUCAGGUUCCAGGGGUAAGGGUCUGAGCCACCUAAGGACAAGACCAUCAUCCUGGAACAGCUGCGAAAGAUCUCCCUUCCACUGUACAGCAUCCUGUCGGCCCUCACCAUCCUCGGCAUGAUCAUGGCCAGCGCCUUCCUCUUCUUCAACAUCAAGAACCGGAACCAGAAGCUGAUCAAGAUGUCCAGUCCCUACAUGAACAACCUCAUCAUCCUGGGUGGAAUGCUGUCCUACGCAUCCAUCUUCCUCUUCGGCCUCGAUGGAUCCUUCGUCUCGGAAAAGACCUUCGAAACACUUUGCACGGUCCGGACCUGGAUUCUCACCGUGGGCUACACAACUGCCUUUGGGGCCAUGUUUGCAAAGACCUGGAGGGUCCAUGCCAUCUUCAAAAAUGUAAAGAUGAAGAAGAAGAUCAUCAAAGACCAGAAGCUGCUUGUGAUUGUGGGGGGCAUGCUGCUGAUCGACCUGUGCAUCCUGAUCUGUUGGCAGGCGGUGGACCCCCUGCGGAGGACGGUGGAGAGGUACAGCAUGGAGCCGGACCCAGCAGGCCGGGACAUCUCCAUCCGCCCACUGCUGGAACACUGCGAAAACACCCACAUGACCAUCUGGCUCGGCAUCGUCUACGCCUACAAGGGGCUCCUCAUGUUGUUCGGUUGCUUCUUAGCGUGGGAAACACGCAACGUGAGCAUCCCUGCCCUCAACGAUAGCAAGUACAUCGGGAUGAGCGUGUACAACGUGGGCAUCAUGUGCAUCAUCGGGGCUGCCGUCUCCUUCCUGACACGGGACCAGCCCAACGUGCAGUUCUGCAUCGUGGCCCUGGUCAUCAUCUUCUGCAGCACGAUCACUCUGUGCCUGGUGUUUGUGCCAAAGCUUAUCACUCUGAGAACAAACCCCGACGCAGCCACUCAGAACAGGCGAUUCCAGUUCACACAGAACCAGAAGAAAGAAGAUUCGAAAACUUCCACUUCAGUCACCAGCGUAAACCAGGCGAGCACGUCACGCCUAGAAGGGUUGCAGUCAGAAAACCACCGCCUAAGGAUGAAGAUCACAGAGCUGGACAAAGACUUGGAAGAAGUCACCAUGCAGCUACAAGACACCCCAGAGAAGACCACAUACAUUAAACAGAAUCACUACCAAGAACUCAACGACAUCCUCAGCCUGGGCAACUUCACAGAGAGCUCAGAUGGAGGAAAGGCCAUUCUAAAAAAUCACCUCGAUCAAAAUCCCCAGCUACAGUGGAACACAACAGAGCCCUCGAGAACAUGCAAAGAUCCCAUAGAAGACAUCAACUCCCCAGAGCACAUCCAGCGCCGGUUGUCCCUCCAGCUCCCGAUCCUCCACCACGCCUACCUCCCGUCCAUUGGCGUGGACGCCAGCUGUGUGAGCCCCUGUGUCAGCCCUACCGCCAGCCCCCGCCACAGACAUGUGCCACCCUCCUUCCGAGUCAUGGUCUCGGGCCUGUAG